AUGGAUGCUAUUGCAGUGGCCAGCCGUCAGAACAACACUGCCAAUCCACUCAGUCUCGCGAUUCGCGAAUUCCAAGGGAGUCUGAGCAGAGAGGAGAACGCAGCACUACUCACUCACAGCUCCACCGGUUUGGAUGCCACUGGUAUUCUAUCUUUCACGGCAGAAAUUGAUCGAGUAAACGCCAAUCGACGCAGCCGUUGUGUAUCAUCUCGCCUGUUCGGAGUUCUCGAAUCUGUACAGGCGUUUUCUGGUAUCGCCGACACCUUCAUAUCCUCUCAUUCAGAAAUCGCAGCUUUGGUUUGGGGAUCUGUAAAGUUUGCUCUCUUGGCUAUUAAUAAUGUCGUCUCCUUCUUUGACAAGCUUUCUGAGACCUUUCUAAGACUCGGCAGCUGUUGCCCUAGGUUCAGUGAGUACAGGCUUCUUUUUCCAGAAUCGACAAAACUUCAAAACUUGCUAUGUUCUUUCUAUGCUAGCAUUGUGAAGUUCUGCACCAAAGCUAUGAACGCAAUUGGCAAUCCUGGAACAACACUUACUCGUGCGGUCUGGAAACCAUUUGAAAAGGAAUUUGCUGUAUUCGAGUGUGAUCUAAAGAAACAGGGCGCUGAAUUGAAGGAGGAGAUCACACUCGCAGCAGAGCAAGCCGCAUCCAGAGAACGGGCUUUUGGGAGGAGUUUCCGUACAGAAAUAAGAAAGGUGAAUCAGGCCAAAACAGAAAGACAGCUCAAGAAGGAUAGAGCAAGAUCCUUGGCUGUCAAAGCGAAGCUACUCGAACGGCUUCCUGCCUAUGACUAUGUAGGGUCGUUGAAGCGUAUGCGUAAGAAGCGAUAUGGAAGCACGGGAUCCUGGCUCUACAAUACCAAGGACUUCAACGCGUGGAUUACAGAAGACUGUUCCAGCCUCUUUUGUUUCACAGGUAUUCUUGGGUCAGGAAAGUCGAUAGUUACUUCUGCUACUGUUGACCAACUUCUAUGCAAUCCACGAAGUCUAGACACGCGACUAGUAUUUUUCUUUUGCGAACCAGACUUCGCAAGUUCCAUGAUUGCACCCGUUAUCUUGGGUUCUCUAAUUCGACAGCUCGUCAAUAUUGAAACACUCGACAACGAUCUUGAACAGCGCUUCAAAGACGUGCUCGAAAAUGGUUACCCCGACGCUACCGAUCUUGAACCACUUUUGCAGCUUGCUGUUAACAAAAAUUCAGUGGUCACCUUCAUAAUAGAUGGUAUUGAUGCGUGCGAGUCCACUGACAGGAAGUUAAUCUUUGGAAUACUGUCUCGUAUCAGUAUCGGAGCGACAUCUAUGGUGAAGCUACUUAUAUCAGGCCGUGAGAGCUUGAUAAAUGAUAUUUCAAAAUUCUUUGAUACAUGUCGACAUAUUACUACUACAUGUCCAGAGGGUCAGACCGAUAUUCCUUGGUACAUUGACAGCAUUAUGAAGGAGAGAAUCGAGGGAUCGGAUCUCGUCUUAGGCGACGAACACCUUGAGCAAGAAAUCAAAGAUACCCUGAUACAAGGUGCGAACGGAAUGUGA
Messenger RNA from Glarea lozoyensis ATCC 20868, 1527 nucleotides. RefSeq lists its product as uncharacterized. The record is from RefSeq and is a predicted model, not a curated record. NCBI's taxonomy places the organism in Eukaryota, Fungi, Ascomycota, Leotiomycetes, Helotiales, Helotiaceae. The transcript is spliced from 6 exons. The coding region runs from base 1 to 1527 and encodes 508 amino acids.